AUGCCUACCACAGCGGAACUGGCGAAAAAAAUUGCAUCUCUUGAAGCAGUGCUGAACGAGAAAUUGGAUACACUGAUCGAUGAUUUAGUAUCACGAAUUAACAUCAAGCUACAGAAUGUAGGACUAGGUGAGCACGCUUCCCUCUGUGAAAGUGUUCAGUUCAUGAACAAGGAACUAGACACGAUCAAACUAAAACAGGAAGAACUCGUAACCUCAAACAAGGCGCUCUUAUCGCGUAACGAAGCGCUCGAAAGAAAAGUGGCUGAUUUAGAGCAAUAUUCGAGAAUGAAUAAUGUGGAAAUUAAGGGAAUUCCUACAUCGCAGGGUGAAGACUGCGGAGUCAUUCUGAAGCGAAUUGGCGAUGCUAUCGAGUACCCUCUCUUACCCACUGAUAUCGACACGGCUCACCGUGUUGCCUCUAAGUCAAAUGAGAAGAACAUCAUUGCUCGCUUCUGCUCACGGGAUAAGAAAAACGAGUUCAUCAGGAAGGCAAGAAGAGCCAGGCUUCGCACUGACCACAUUGGUUUCACAGGUGGCACUAGCACACCUGUCUAUGUAAAUGACCACUUGACCAUUGAUAACAAGAAGAUGUUCUCGAAGGCGCUGGCACUCAAAAAAGAAAAUAAGUGGAAAUACUUAUGGACAGAAAACUGCCAGAUAAAAGCCUGCAAAACUGAUGAUAGCAGGGUCUAUCACAUCUUCACUGAGUCCGACCUUCGAAUCUUCACGUGA
Molecule: messenger RNA, 732 nt
Organism: Dermacentor andersoni
Lineage: Eukaryota; Metazoa; Arthropoda; Arachnida; Ixodida; Ixodidae
Source: RefSeq, a predicted model, not a curated record